This is a messenger RNA of Polistes dominula (European paper wasp), 971 nucleotides long. It is a transcript of the gene Arl1, whose product is annotated as ADP ribosylation factor-like 1. Gene Ontology annotation, molecular function: GTPase activity; GTP binding. The record is from RefSeq and is a predicted model, not a curated record. NCBI's taxonomy places the organism in Eukaryota, Metazoa, Arthropoda, Insecta, Hymenoptera, Vespidae.
UGCGAUUUCUCGUGCGAGUCAGCAAGAGAGGAAUUGUAACCGUAAUAACUUAGAGAAGGGGUGUACGCCCCCGGUUACUUGGAUACAGUUGUGGUUAUUAUCACAUUUUGACAAUAAACUUUGAAUCGGUGCUGCAUGGUUUUGAAAAUAACAUUUUAUCGAUAUGGGAGGGUUGCUCAGUUAUUUUCGUAAUCUGUUAGGAAGUCGAGAAAUGCGAAUAUUAAUUUUAGGCUUGGACGGAGCCGGUAAAACUACGAUUUUAUAUAGAUUGCAGGUCGGUGAAGUGGUAACUACGAUACCUACAAUAGGAUUUAAUGUAGAACAAGUUACAUAUAAGAAUUUAAAAUUCCAAGUAUGGGAUCUCGGAGGGCAAACGAGUAUACGACCAUAUUGGAGGUGUUACUAUUCUAAUACGGAUGCGAUAAUAUACGUGGUUGACUCUGCAGAUAGAGAUAGAAUAGGCAUAUCAAAAGAUGAACUAAUAUAUAUGCUAGGGGAAGAAGAAUUACAAGGUGCCAUUCUGGUAGUACUGGCAAACAAACAAGAUAUGGCUGGUUGUUUAAGUGUCGCAGAAGUGCAUCAAGCUCUUGGAUUGGACGCGCUUAAGAAUAGAACAUUCCAAAUAUUUAAAACUUCAGCAACUAAAGGAGAAGGUCUUGACCAAGCGAUGGAUUGGCUGUCAAACGCGUUACAGAGUAGAAAAUGAUCGACAUUACAUCAUCAUCAUUUUUCUUACUCAAGCCUUAUAAAGAGACUGGUCGUAUGACUGUCACUUCAAAUAUCCCACGUAAUUGGGAAGAGCUCAUUUGUGUUUAUUUAUUCAAAUAUUAUUAUAUUUUAUAAAUACCUUGCAUUUUUCGCAUAUAAAAUUGACCAUACUUUUCAUAAUAGAUAGGACAUAAUAGAUGUCAGAAAUUUUAUCUUUCUUACGAAUCAAGAUAAAAGCAACAAAACAAAAAACAUUAAACAAA